GAGCACGCGAAAAUGUGAUGAAGUGUGCGAUACAUGUAAAGAAAAUUUCUUUCGUGGCCUGUAGGACAGUAUGGACCCAGCGCUAGAACUGGUCAUCCCCCAGCUAAUUUCAGCUGUGGAGACGAUAAUGAGCCCCAGUGUCACACCACAACAGCGAUUAGAAGCACAACAGGUUUGUCAGAACUUCAAAGAAUCCUCCCCCCUUUGUGCCAGUUGUGGUUUAAUCUUGGCGAAGAGGGAACAGUCACAUAUAGUGCGUCAUUUUGGCCUACAGCUAGUGGAGCAUAGCAUCAAGCACAGUUGGAAUGACAUGUGUCAAGAAGAUAAAGACUCCAUGAAGGCGAGUUCUCUGGAACUCAUAGCUGCUGGAACGGACUACAUAUUGGAAGAGCAAAGCCACAUAAAAGAUGGUGUCUCCCGAGUGGUUGUGGAAGUAGUGAAGAGGUCCUGGCCCCAGAUGUGGCCAUCUUUGCUGAAAGACUUAACUGAUCUCUGUCAACUUGGGGAAACACAAUCAGAAAUUGUGUUGUCAGUUCUUCUUCGCUUGGUGGAGGAUGUUGUGGCAUUUCAGAAUCUGCCCAGUCAACGCAGACGUGACAUUCUGCUAGGGUUGACCUCCAGUAUGGCAGACCUGUUCUCAUUUUUCCUCAAUCUGCUCCAACAACACACAAGGAAAUACACAGAGCUGAAAGGCAGUACCGAGAAGGAGUGCAUUAUACAGGCUGCAGCACACUGUAAAGUCAGUCAGGCUGUGCUCAGUUGUCUCUCCGGUUAUGUAGACUGGGUCAACAUGUCCCACAUCCUGGAGAAUAACGGACUCUUACUUCAAAUGUUGUGUCUUCUUCUGAGUGAAGAGAAGCUGCAGGUGUAUGCUGCAGAGUGUCUGCUUCUCAUUGUCAGCAGAAAGGGUCAGGUUGAAGAGAGAAAGCCCCUGUUGAUUCUCUUCAGUGAAGAUGCCAUGAACACAAUUCUUAAUGCUGCUGGGUCAGCCAGUUCGUCGUUAGAUGAAUACUAUUAUCUCUUCCUAAAGAAGUUGUGUCAAGUUCUGACAGAGAUUGGCAAACAGCUUUGUGCUGUCUGGGGUUCAGCUGAAGGAGUAUGCAGGCCACCUAACUUUGAGAAGUAUCUCCAGUCAGUCCUGGCAUUCACCUUACACCCCAGUCAGAUGCUUGGUAGUUUUACUCAGUCCUUGUGGGCAUCUUUUCUACGUCAUGAAGUUAUAUCUCAAGAUUCUGUGGUGUUAUCCUUCAUACCUAAACUAAUGGAAACAGCCACAAUCACAUUGUUAAAGGUUGGCUUUCCAAGUCAGAUAAAUUCCCCAAGCUGCGACUUUGCUAGGCAGGAUUUUGACAGCGAUGAAGAUUUCAAUGCCUUCUUCUCAAAGUACAGGGCAGAGAUUUCUGAGACGAUCAGAUUAUCAACACGCCUGGAGCCCAGCUUUACCUUUGGCUUUGCAGUGCAGUGGCUUGAUGUCUUACUCAAGAAACCUGUAGAUGCCGGAACAGCGACGGAGAGUGGUAACUGUAACUUGAGCUCCCCUUCUUUUCUGGAAUGGGACGCCAUGACUGUUUUCCUGGAGAACAUGAUGACCAAGCUGCCGUCCGUAACUGGGGACACCAGCUAUAUGCAGGAGGGUAUCCGUCUGCUCAAGACAGUCUUUGUCUACCAAACACAGGACCCCCUAAUAUUGUCAUCACUGCUGUCUUGCAUUUCUGCAUUAUUUGUUUUCCUUACUUCGGCCCCAGAAAUAUUACCAUCUCUUCUGGAUAAGAUUUUUUCUUUGGUUGUCUUCAACAUUCCUGGUCAGACGAAGUCAACAAGAAGCAAAGCAGUGAAGAAUGUCAGGCGUCAUGCAUGCUGUGUGCUAGUGAAAAUCUGUAAACAGCACCCUGAUUUGUUACUGCCAGCCUUUGAUCAGCUGUGUACCCAUAUCUCCUCAAUCAGUGGAGACCCAGAUCAGCUGUCACAGAUGGAGAAGUGCACCCUCAUGGAGGCCCUAAUACUCAUCAAUAACCAGUACCAGAACUUUGAGAAACAGUCCAGGUUUAUAGAGACUAUUAUAAAGCCAGUGAAGACCAUGUGGUUGUCAGAGGAAUUCAAACAGGCAUUCUGGGACCCCGGGAAGUUCAUGUGUUAUGUGGGCUUAGACCAGCCUCCAGUGGAGCCCAGUAGUGAAGAUGUCAGUGGCAUCAACAGAUCUCAUAUUACAUACUGUAUCAGCACAAUGUUAGCUGUCCUGAAGCGGAGCACGUGGCCAGAUGAUUCCCAGGUUGCCCAAGCUGGAGGGUUCCAGGUCAACACAGCCGGAGGUUCCACAGUCCUCAGGAACCCUGCAACAGACCAUAUCAUACAGCUGAUGGAAAACCUUCUGAUCCUCAUGAGAACCCUCAAUGCUCUGUGGAAUGCUGAUAAUGUGAAACUGCGCCACCCAGAUUUCACCAAAGCUUACGAUCUGCAGGAUGCUGAUAAACAGGCCGUGUUAGGAAUCAAACCUCCGUGUAUUGACAACACAGACCUGUCAGCUAACAAAGGACCGCUGGAGAGAAUGCAGAAUUUCUUCUCUAACAUACAUGACUGCAGUUGUCACAUUCUGGGUAAUGCGGGCCAGUGUUUGGGCUAUGAGUUCUACGCAGUGCCUGGCCUGGCUGAAAUGUUCCUAAAGACCGUUUUCCUGGGACUGGACCACAUUCCUGACUACAGGCUAAGGCCAAUCAUUCGCUCUUUCCUGAAGCCUUUGAUAUUGCACUGUCCAUCAGAGUUCCAUUCCACCAGUAUCGUCCCCCUGCUGGCCAGUCUAUGCCCUUAUAUGUUUCAGAGGCUUGAAUCUAAGUGGCAAGUGAUAAAUCAGCGAUCUGAAAAUAGUGCUGAUGAUGAUGUUAACCCAGAAUCUCAGGAGGUGUUGGAAGACCAGUUGUCACGACAACUUACCCGGGAAUACAUUGAUUUGCUUGCCACAGUGUUCCAUUGCCGCCGCACUGGCACAACACACAGUGAUGACAACGUGAUGGAUGAGGACUUCACAGUGACGCAUCAGCAGUCAAAGGAUGACUGCCUGAGUGAGCUGGGUCAGCUGGUCAUGAAACAGGAGUCAGUUUACCCGUCAGUUAUACUAUGUGUGUACAACGGACUAAAGUGGAAUGACUCUCAAGUGUGUAACAAGUGCAUCAAUCUGUGCUGGUCCCUCGUUAAACAGUUAUUGUCACAAGGGGAGGUAAUCCAGGACCUGGCAGUGUUCCUGUUCACCACAGUACUCCAGGGGCUACAGUUACACGGCCAACAUGAGGGUAUACAGGCGAGCUUACUAACCCUGGGACUACAGCUGUAUGAGGCUUUGAGGCCUUUGUAUCCACCCAUGAAUGAAGUGCUGAAACAAAUACCCAAUGUGAAAGCUGAGGCAAUCCGGUCAUUUGAUGACAAACUAUUACAGACCAGUCCACAGAAACAGUUGACAGAUAAGAAAAAGAAAGAGGCAUUCAAAAAACUUGUCACAGAUAUUAUAGGGAAAAAUAUUGGACAGCAUUUCAAGGAAGACAUUCAUAUCAAAAACCUGCCAACUAUCUUUCGGGCAACUAAAAAAGUGAAGUCUGUCAUUGAGGAAGUGACAAAUGGAGAGGACGCUGGGAUAUGUGCGUUGUUCAAACCUGAUGAUGUGAAACCCACCAAUGGAGUGAAAGUAUUAUGACACGGUCAAGAAUUCUCAGUAGCUGUUACAGUGUGAAAAUACUUGAGGUAACUGUACCUGAAUGAUGUAUGGUGGCUCUCACACAUCAAGAGGGUUUUUGAUGUAAGAGGCAAAAAUCCGAACAGAACAUGUUGGUUGAAAAAAAAAAUGUGGAAAUAACAAAUAGAUGAAUGAGAUUGGAAUACAGAAGUACAGAUGGCCCAAUCUACAUGUUUGUUGGGAUUUGUGUUCAGGGCACUUUCUAUAAUAAUCUUUAAGUUCUGACUACUUUUCCCCAAAAACAAAAAAAAACAAAAAACAGGUCAGGUGUACCAUGGGAAUUUAUGUGAAAAUUACAUGUUUUAAAUUGAUUUAAUUUUUACCCUACUGUCCUCCAGACAUUACAAGCAGAAGUGUGCCAAUAUGAUUGGAGGGAUUCCAUGUGUCAAUUAUCAAAGAACGAUUAACUCAGUGUAAUUUUUGAUAAAUAUGGAGGCUAGUGUUAAUGGGUUAUAGCUGAAUACAUCUUUAUGUGCAUUUGAGGUCAGGUGUUUGUCAGCCUUUUAAAGACUAUUCCUUUAUAUUAAAGUGCUUGACCUUCUGAAAGUAUCUGGCAUAAUAAUCUCACAUUAGGUGAAUGCCUUUCAAUUUUGUUUGCUAGAAACUUUUACUGGGUCUGAGUACAUUUCCACAGGGAGGAUAUUUUUUUAAGACAUUGUUUAUACAGUAAAUGAAAGAGAUGUGUUCAAGAUAGCAAGAGGACUUUUUAAUCUUUCUAGCUUGCACAUCAGUGGAAAGAAAUCCUAACUGACCAGUUUGUCCCUUCACUUUGACCUUGCAGCUUUGCCUGAAGGUCAAGCACCUCAGAUAAUUUAUUUUAAGCCCUGUGCUACAGUGCUGACCGUUGAGCCACCUGUAUGGUGCAAAUAUUUAUUUUUAAAGCCUCUGCUAAAAGAAGAAGGCAGUAUCCAAAUGUAUUAUCUUUGUAUCAAGCUUACUUGCCCACCUGAGUUGUGAAAGACCUCAAUGAAAUCAAAACAACUUCGUAUCUGAAAUAAAUUUCAGGAAUUUGCCUCUUAUACAUAUAUAUACGCAUUGCUGCUGUAUCAUUUCAUUUUUUUCAUAUUAUUUAUUUUAGCUGAUAUACAUGUAUGGUAAGAAAAUUAUAUUUAUAAAAUUUUUCUGCCAAAUAUGUGAUUGAUUCAGAAGAGGCUUCUACAAAGAGUACUAGGCAGUGUUACUUUCCUGCCUGAAUGCAUGAUUGGAGCUGCGGAAAAUCUGUACAGUAGUCGAGCCACGCAGACUUUACAUAUGUCUCAGAAUGAGGAUGAUUUUAAGAUUUAAACCUGUCUUAGCUUUUAAUAAACUUGUGAGCAAGCUGCCCCUGAUAUGUUUAGUAUUUACGUACACGUCACGUUAUGCAUGAUUGGUUUGAUAUGUAGGCACAAGGACAGAAGGUGGUUGUGAUGUGACCAAAUCGAUAUUAGAAGUUCUCUUGCCGCUAAAUUCCACACCUCUUCACAAUAUAUUGGCAGUUAUGUCAGAAUAUAUGUAUGAAAUUACUCACUGUCUGGCAUUCGCUGGUGGCAUUGCUUGAAAUGUGACAGCAGAAUAUCUGCUUGGUUAGAUACACCCGUCAUUUACAACAGGCAAUCGUCUCCUUUCUUCUAUAUACAGACGAAAUUGUGCAUUAUGUAUUCAUGGAAAUUUAAUACAUUAAAUUAUUUC
Messenger RNA from Liolophura sinensis, 5389 nucleotides. Its product is annotated as exportin-5-like. Lineage: Eukaryota; Metazoa; Mollusca; Polyplacophora; Chitonida; Chitonidae. The record is from RefSeq and is a predicted model, not a curated record. Gene Ontology annotation, biological process: protein export from nucleus; RNA export from nucleus. Gene Ontology annotation, cellular component: RNA nuclear export complex; cytoplasm; nucleus. Gene Ontology annotation, molecular function: small GTPase binding; RNA binding; nuclear export signal receptor activity.